Molecule: messenger RNA, 1622 nt
Organism: Tachysurus fulvidraco (yellow catfish)
Lineage: Eukaryota; Metazoa; Chordata; Actinopteri; Siluriformes; Bagridae
Exons: 4
Coding region: 277-891 (204 amino acids)
Biological process (GO): positive regulation of natural killer cell mediated cytotoxicity; immune response-activating cell surface receptor signaling pathway
Source: RefSeq, a predicted model, not a curated record
CACAUCACAUGUAGCUGAACCUGCUCACAAAAAGCAAAUAGUGUUUGUGUGAUGAUGCAUGAGACAUACAUUCCACACAUCUCUUCUUCAUUACAUGUGGCACAACAGUGAGACAGAUUUAUGACAUGCAGCUUGAAGAGGAAAUGCUAGCUUACUCUUAGAGAGGAGUGAAAGACCCCAUCACGUGUGACAUUUGCUCCUUCAAAGCACUGGUUUUAUGCAACGGAUAAAAGCUGGCAACAAAGAGCAUUGUUUUUGGACAGAAAAUAGGAAGAGAUGUUACCUAAUGAGUUCCUUUUUGCUCUAAUCCAUCUUUCAGCAUUUGUCAGUAGUCACAUAUAUGUGGAACAGCAGCCAGCCGCUGUAUAUCUCUCUGAAGGGGAAAAUGUUACCCUGUCAUGUCACAUCCGUGCAGAUGAAGAUGUGAAAAUUUCUAAAUUCACUGUAGAGUGGUACAUGGAAGAUGAGGACAGACAACUACACGAGGUCAAAAACCUUUCCCAGCUCAGAGGACGGCUGCAAGAGAACACUAAUAUAAACCAGCACAGUACAAGCCUUUCACUCUUCAUGCUCAAGCUAAAUGACAGUAGCAAGUACGUCUGUGAUUUCUUCAUCCUUAUUGAUCAGAAAAUAUUGCAGCAUUAUACAAACGGCACAAUCCUCGUUGUCCAAGAGGAGUUGACUACAGCAAUAUCCAUCCUCAGUACCACAGUUAAUACUAAUAAUAACACUGGUAACAAUACUGAUGCUGAUACUGAAUACGAGACAGAUAAUAUCCUUCACACUUUCCUAAUUUUUCUUCCAUUAUCAUUAAAGUUUGUGUCAGCUUUGUUUAUAUGCUUUUAUACUUUGCUUUCCUAUACAUCCGUUAUUGUUUAUUGUCCUGGUUAGGUUUACCGAAAACUGUAAUGUGACAUGUUGCUAAAUGUCUUAAAAUGUCCCUUAUUUUUUUUUUUUUUUUGUGGGAUGUGGUAGCCUAGUGUUUAAUUUGUUGGGCUACCAAUCGGAAGGUUGUAAGUUUGAUUCCUAUGUCCAACAAGCUGCCACUGCUGGGCCCCUGAGCAAGGCCGUUAACCCUCAAUUGCUCAGUUGUAUAAAAAAAUGAGAGAAAAUGUAAGUUUCUCUGGAUAAGAGUGGAUGCUAAAUGCUGAAAAUGUAAAUGUAUUUUUCAUGUAACCUAAGUGACUCAUAAACACGCACAGAUAAUUAUUACAAAAAGUCCGUUCAUGCAUGUGAUGUUUGUUCAGUGUGUGACUUUUCUAACAUGGCCUCAAUUGUGUAAAAAAAAAAAAAAAAAAAGGUGUCAAGCAUGUGUCAGUACAAGAAGAUGGCUAUAGGCAGAGGAAUUUUUUCUUAUUAAAAAAGAAUGCAUUAGUAGUCAAUUUGGAUAGGAACUGUUAUUUUAACUCCCAGGACAUCACGAAGAGCGUGAAGAUGCAUCAAAAUGAAGAUGUUUAAGCCAUUAGGAAGACAUGGCAGAUAGAAGAUUCUUUACUUAAUAAAUAUUUGAGUCUGUUUUACAUUUUUAAAUGCUGUGAUGUUUUUGUCAGUGUCUCAGAAAAAUGCUGAUAUUGUCUCUAUGUGAGGUUAUUGAUACCAACAAUAAACCUUAUUGAUUUUUA